UCCACGCCUACCCUACCACCAACAGAAAGAAGAGGCAAUUAUCAUCUCUCUUUAACCACUGCUGCCUUACAAUUCUAUACACACUGCCAUUUGUAUAGCUUUUGUAUGUACAUAACACUCCUAAACCUAGCCCAACUCCCAUUUCCGUCAGCAUUCUUUGUCAUUUCUCGCAAAACUAUCAAAAACCCACCGACUGGGUUUCAAUUUCAAGACCUUUUUAACCAUUCCAGUUCCUCUUUCAAGCUGCGAGUAUAUAAAUUGGCCAGAAUCGGUAUGCAUUUGUUUACGAACAAGCUAAUUGAGCAGGAGGGUAUGAAGAUGGAAUUAUGGAUAUAGAUAUACCACAUGCAGAGAAAUUAGUAAGAGACAUAACCGGGAUAUGGAUGAAAUCGAGGGAGGGAAUUGUUAUUGGGCAAACAUGCCCCCAGAGCUAUUGAGGGAAGUGUUGAUGAAGAUAGAGGAUUCUGAAUCCAGUUGGCCCGCGAGAAAACACGUAGUGGCGUGUGCAGGUGUGUGUAAAAGCUGGAGGGAGAUAAUUAAGGAGUUGAUCAAAACCCUUGAGGUUUCUGGAAAAAUCACUUUUCCUAUAUCCAUUAAGCAGCCAGGUCCAAGAGAAUCUGUUAUCCAGUGUUUUGUAAAACGGAAUCGUGCUACACAAAUGCAUUAUCUUUACCUAAGCUUAAGUCAAGCGCUGGCUGAUGAUGGCAAGUUUCUUCUAGCUGCUCGUAGGUUUAGGCGCCCCGCAUUCACGGAGUACGUGAUCUCUCUACAUCCUGACCAUAUGUUCAGGGCAAGUGGCUCUUAUAUAGGAAAACUGAGAUCUAAUUUUCUGGGAAAUAAGUUUGUUGUAUAUGAUGCUCUGCCUCCCCAUGCUGGGGCCAAAAUGCUCCAAACUCGCUCCACUCAGAUGGUUGGCUUAAAAAUAUCUCCAAGAGUUCCUGCUGGCAACUAUCCAGUAGCCCAGAUCACGUAUGAGUUGAAUGUGCUGGGAGCCAGGAGUCCAAGAAGAAUGCACUGUGUCAUGGAUACAAUUCCAGCUUCUGCCAUUAAACCUGGAGGUGUGGCUCCAAUACAGAUUGAUUUCCCUUUCAGCAAGGCCAAUUCCUUUCCGGCGAUCCCCUUUUUUUGGUCAAAUUCAAAUCGAUUGGAUAAAUCCCUGUCUGCACCUUUGGAUAGCAAAAAAGAGGCAUCGCUUGUUUUGAGAAACGAGGCUCCAAGAUGGAACCAGCAGCUCCAUUGCUGGUGUUUGAACUUCCAUGGACGCGUGACAGUUGCAUCAGUGAAGAACUUUCAGUUGGUGGCUUCUCCAGAGAAUGGUGUGGUUGGGGCAGAAAACGAAAAGAUCUUCCUUCAGUUUGGGAAAGUUGGGAAAGAUGCGUUCACCAUGGACUUCAGCUAUCCGCUGUCAGCAUUCCAGGCAUUUGCCAUCUCUCUUAGCAGCUUUGAUACUAAAAGUACUCGUGAAUGAUACACAUUGAGCGGGAAGUGAUUGCAUUGUGAAUGAUGAACAAAUAAGAUGGAAAGAGGCCAGUCCUAUCUCUUUUUACUUUUCUGUAUUUUUAUCUUUGAACUUUAGUAGUGGUAUAUAGAAAAUAUUUAAAAAUGCAGAUAUGUCUACUUUUUCUGUCCUCUCUUCCCUUGUGUGCAUACUAGUUUAUUUUGGAAAUAAUCUUUUGUUGCUGUUGUGGAUAUUUUUACUUUUCUUGCUUCUUGCAGAACUAGGUUUUUAUGACUUCUCCACCCAUCACAUUCUAACAAAAUUUUAAGUGAAAAUUGUAUUAUUAGUCCC
Molecule: messenger RNA, 1789 nt
Organism: Olea europaea var. sylvestris
Lineage: Eukaryota; Viridiplantae; Streptophyta; Magnoliopsida; Lamiales; Oleaceae
Product: tubby-like F-box protein 3
Exons: 7
Coding region: 380-1468 (362 amino acids)
Molecular function (GO): protein binding
Source: RefSeq, a predicted model, not a curated record